GCACUACCAAGGUGAACUUGUCGGCUUGUGGUGCCGCUCUAUUUUUCGCUUCGUAAGAAGGACAAGGCCCACUCUUAUCAGCCUGAUCCGCUUGUACCGACCGAAUUUGUAGCCAUAAGCAUCUUGCUGUUCACUCCCUCCACUCGCGGCCUCUUCAACUUCACAUCCUCUCACUGUUCAGCCGCAGGCCUUCCAGGAACACAUCGACCUCUUCAACAGCCAAUUCACUCACUCAAAGUCACUGACUUCACCACUCGCCAUCACAGCCGCAGGAUCCGGAAGUGAUGACGUUGGACUCCUAUGCCUGACUCUGAGCAUUACACAGCACAAACAAUUCAACACACAAUCAAUACAAUGGAGCAUCGACACUCUUCGCCGUCCCCGAGGGGCAAAAGCCUUAGACCCAGUGCUCAUAGAAAGAGAAGCAAUUCUGUACCCUUUGUUGAGGCAUUGGGAUGCUCGACUUCUGAAGCAAGAUUGAUGGUGGCCGAGGGCAGGGCUGCUGUUCGUAACCGGAGACGCGGCCGCCAAAACCGGCUAGUCAUGGGAGGAAAUAAACCUUUCGACCCCCGUGACCACCUGAAAUACCUCGAUAGUUCGUACCAGGAACAUGACUUAUCGAGGCCGCAAACGGCUAAGGUCAAUCAUUCAAGGCACCCUUCUGAUGCCACAGACAAGAGCUCGUCGACAAUAGUCGCAGCAUCCCGGGAUGGAGAAUCGGCCGGCAACGGCGCGUCGGGCCCACUGGGAAACUACUCUGCCAACCUCGCAUCGUUCAUCAAGGCACAGCUCAAGUCGAUACCAACUUACACACCGUCACCUAACCAGAUUUCACCCCGAUCAUGUCCGGACUUCUCCUUCCAGCUUCGCACUCCUCCACAGUCACCCAACAAGGUCGCGAGGAAGCCAGUGGAAGCGCCCAGAGUAAUCAGUAUUCCUCCUGUUCGGCCACCGAUGCAGAGCGCCUUCUCUGCAUGGAGCUCAACGGACGAAUCAGAGGAUGAUGAUUUGCCUGCGCUCCCAGAGAUUUACCAGUACACUCAGGCCGCGGUAUCCAAGUCCACCAGCAAUUGUAGCACACCAUCAGUGCUAGGGUACUAUGCAGGACCUAACGACUCCUUCCUGUUCACAUCAACACCCUCGGAGGAGCCUCACACUGCCAAGGGGUUCCAAUUUCACAAUGCACCAGCGCUAAUGACUGGACCCUACUCCCCUCCCCACGAUGACGACCCCGACUACUACGUGUCCUCGUACUCGUCGCAACCGCAGUUAAUGUCUUCCUCGGAGCCUUCGAUCUCGUCGUCAUCAGCUUCGCCCGCAUCUUACUUCGAAUACAAACGCCCUAUAUCCAGUCUCUUCCCGUCUGAUAUGAAGGACCGCAUCAUUGCUGCAGUCACACCAAUAAAAGGAAAGAUGCUGACGGCGAUCUCGCCAUUCGAGGGUGCUGCACUCUCAAAUGUACACGAUGUAUUUAUCGAGUCUCAAACCAGGGUGCACGUCGACGGUAUGUCCUUUGACCUGCUGCGCGACUUCGUCGUACCUGCCAGCAGAGUCUCAACACCAGUUUGACUCGCCGUUCCCUAAUACCACGACUGUGCCAUACUGAAUUCCCGCGUUUAUCUUUAGCGUUCGCGUUCUUGCGGUCUACAAAACAUCAAAGUCGAUGCCUGUGGUGCAGCCGGCCUUACCACCAGCGGAGUCUUGACCUUCCUCUUCUUUGUUACCUGGCUGGGCGCACGGAAAACAUACUUCUUGUAAUCUCUUUCGUUUUUCUAUAACCUUCGAUUGCUGUUUCGGAGCUUCGAUGCUCGCUACUUCUUUUGGCCUUGGGCCGGACCUUUCUUUCCUUACUGUUCGAUAUCCUUACACAAUGAGUGUACGACGCACACGAUGCACUUCCAGUCCAGGCGAUCUUAGGGUAUCAUAUUGGAGCCGUCAGCAAUCAUGGCAGAGCUGGCAACGUAUACAGCAAUCAAUCAGCGGUGGCAGAGUAGUUUGGAUUACACAGCACGCAAUGCAACCAGAAAUGCAACAAUUGCGCAUCGAG
Didymella exigua CBS 183.55 is the source of this 2047-nucleotide messenger RNA. RefSeq lists its product as uncharacterized. The record is from RefSeq and is a predicted model, not a curated record. Lineage: Eukaryota; Fungi; Ascomycota; Dothideomycetes; Pleosporales; Didymellaceae. Bases 355 to 1569 code for a protein of 404 amino acids. The transcript has a single exon.